CCGGCUUCCGACCUUUUUCACCUGGCCCAGCAAAAUCCAUAUCUCACUUUCUCCUCGCGCAGUCAACGCCGCCUGCACUCCACUCCCACCCCCGACCAUGGCCGCCAUCGUCGAGCAAGUCAUGGGGUGGUUCCCCGAGGCCGGCGGUGCCCAAGCCAUCGCAAAGCCCCCCUCCCUCUCCGCCGCCGCUGGCUACGACGGCGAGGACCGCGUCAGCGCCCUCCCGGACGAUCUCCUCCGCAACAUCGUCUCACGCCUCGUCCUCAAGGACGCCGCCCGCACCGCCUCCCUCGCCUCCCGCUGGCGCCACCUCUGGAAAUCAGCCCCGCUCGUCCUCCGCGACGUAGAUCUGCCCCGGCCCGCGGUCGGCCGCGUCCUCGCCGACCACUCGGGUCCCUUCCGCGGCGCCACCUUCGCCCGCUGCCGGUUCGCGUACCACGGGCGCGCGCUCGCCGACUGGCCGCGCCUCCUCGCCUCCAAGGGCGUCGAGGACCUCGUCCUCGUCGACAAUGUCUGCGACCCCACCGCCGACACCCUGCCCCUCCCCGCCGACGUCCUCCGCUGCGCCUCGCUCCAGCGCCUCUUCCUGGGCUUCUGGACCUUCCCGGACACAGCCGGCCUACCCCGCGGCGCCGGCGUGUUCCCCUACCUCCGGGAGCUCUACAUGUUCCUAAUCACCAUCACCGACCGUGGCCUCGACUACAUGCUCGCCUGCAGCCCGGUCCUCGAGACCCUCGCGCUCAUCUUCAACAAGACGCCCGAGCGCGUCCUCCUCCGCAGCAAAAGCCUGCGGUGCGUGCUCCUCUGGUUGUCCAUGGUGGAGGGGGAGGUCGCCGUGGUGGACGCGCCGCUCCUGGAGCGGCUCGUCCUGUUUGAAGCGCCUACUGGAGGUUCUGGUGAAGGUGAUGGGGUCCUGGUGAAGGUCAAGAUUGCUUGUGCACCCAAACUGCGGGUCCUCGGUUACUUGGAGCCAAGAAUCCACCAGCUGCACAUCGGUGACAAAGUCAUCAAGCCUAACACAAGGGCGAGCCCGAGCACCAUGGUUCCAGGCGUCAAGAUAUUGGGCCUGAAGGUUAACUUUGGUGCCUUGGAGGAGGUCAAGAUGCUGGUCAGCUGCCUCAGGUGCUUUCCCAACGUUGAGAUACUGCACAUCGAGUCUGCUCCAGCCGAUGGACCCACUGGACGGCACCUUGCCAAGUUCUGGAGGGAGGUCCGUCCUGUUAACUGCAUCAAGUCACACGUCAAGAAGGUCUAUGUCCAUGAGUUCCGCGGCGAUCAGAGUGAAUUUGAGUUCAUCAAGUUCAUUGGCAGCAACGCGCAGCAGCUGCAGGCUGCACUGGUUGUGCUGACCAAAGAAAAAUUUGAUUCGGCGGAUCAGGCUAAUGAGCUGACACGCAAAUUGGGGGAUCACACCUAUCACCCAUGGGCCGAAGAGACUUCAUCGGGAGUUACAACUACAACGUCAUUAAGCAUGCUAAACCUUUGUGUUAUACACAUGUGGAGCCUCAACGAAAGUCCAUGCUUUGUCUUUGAUGUUGCACAGAAGUUAUUUCUGCAUUAUAAUUAUGAUGACCCUAAAUACGAGGGUGCCAAUAAAUCAGGAUGCAGCAUCGUCUCACGCCUCCCCGUCAAGGACGCCGCCCGCACCUCCUCCCUCGCCUCCCGUUGGCGCCACCUCUGGCGCUCCACCCCGCUCUCCCUCAACGACGCCGACCUGCCCCGAUCCAUCGUCGCCCGCGUCCUUUCCGACCACCCGGGCCCCUUCCGCGCCAUCCACAUCACCCGCUGCCGGUUCGCGUCCCACGAGCGCGAGAUCGCAGAGUGGCCGCGCCUCUUCGCUGCCAAUGGCAUCCAGGACCUCGUCCUCGUCAACGACGCCGACCUCGCCAGCCCGGCUCUGGAGAAGCUCGCGUUCGUACUCAGCUGUACACCCGAUCUCAUCCACCUACGGAGCAGAAGCCUCCGGUGCGUGCUCCUCUGGAUUUUCUUGGCGGACGAGGUUGCCGUGGUGGAUGCCCCGCUCCUGGAGCGGCUCUUCUUGCUGGAAGCGCCCCGUGGAGAAGGUGCUGAGAGUACUAUGAUGAUCAAGAUUGCUCAUGCGCCCAAGCUGCAGGUGCUCGGCUUCUUGGAGCCAGGAUUUCACCGGCUGCAGAUCGGCGACAAUGUCAUUGAGCCUGGCACAAAGCCGAGCCCAAGCACAGUGCUUCCAAGCGUCAAGAUAUUGGCAUUUAAAGUUAAUUUUGGUGUCAUAGAGGAUGUCAAGAUGCUGGUGGCCUACCUCAGAUGCUUUCCCAACAUUGAGACGCUGCACAUCGAGUCUUUAACUGAACCCACUGGAAGGAACCAUGCCAAGUUCUGGCAGGAGCUCCCUACUAUUGAAUGCAUCAAGUCCCACGUCAAGAAGAUGGUUAUCCAUGAAUACAGAGGGAACAAAGUUGAACUUGAAUUCCUCAAGUUCAUCUCCACGAGAGCGCAAGAGCUCCAAGCUUUGUAUGUUCUGCUAAACAGAGAGAGUCUUACUUCGGUGGCCAAGGCGGAAAAGAUGACAAGCAAAUUGGUGGCUCUCUCGGGUGUUCCAUGGGGCUGUGAUUGUAAGAUGAUGGUGCUAGGCCCUAAAUAUCAGAAUGAAUGGAGCAUCCAGAAAGCAUCUGAUCUUACCGUCGACGACCCUUUUUUCCAUUGGUGCCGACUGCUCCAUGCUUGUGGCCGCAAAUUCGCCAAGCUAGUCAAGGUCCCACGCCACAUAAGAGGCUAUACUCCAGCGAGCAAACGUAAGCCUCUCCUCACGCAGCCAACAUACAUUACACAGAUGCGAGCAUCGAGUGACAUGGCCCGUUCAUGCAUUCCGGUCAUGCUCAUGGCCACCAGCUUGCUGCUAAUGCCGUUCGUGGCUGUUUCAUCUCCUGCUCCGAGCAACAACACCGACCUUGCCGCGCUGCUGGCUUUCAAAUCCCAGUUGUCCGGCCAAAAUUUGGCCGAUAACUGGACAACUGAUGUGUCCUUCUGCACCUGGACCGGUGUGUCGUGCAGCCGGCGCCACCACCAGCGUGUCACCGCUUUGGAGCUGCCGGACAUUCCCCUCCAAGGAGAGCUCAGCCCUCACCUCGGUAACCUCUCUUUCCUCCACACCCUCAACCUAACCAACACAAACCUCACCGGUUCCAUCCCAGCUGACCUUGGAAGAUUAGCUCGUCUUAGGUAUCUUGGUCUUGGCCACAAUAGCCUAUCGGAUACAAUCCCAUCUACCAUUGGAAACCUCACCAGGCUCCAGUAUCUGGUCCUAAGUUUCAACCAGCUCUCUGGGCAGAUCCCCACUGAGGUGCGAAACAUGCGUAGCCUUACGUUCCUCUCUCUCCAAAGAAAUUCCAUUACCGGCCUCACGCCAAAUUUUUCAUUUGAUAGCACACCUUCACUGAGCCACAUCGAUAUUCGGAACAAUAGUCUGUCCGGCCCAAUACCAUCUGGUAUUGGCUCCUUGCUCCUGCUCCAGGUUCUUCGCUUGAACUGGAACCUGCUCUCCGGUCCAGUACCUCCUACCAUCUUCAACAUGUCUAGGAUUGUUGACUUGCGUCUGGGGCACAACAAUCUAACAGGUCAUAUACCUAGCAAUAGAAGCUUUAGUCUCCCCAUGUUGCUAAUACUUAAUCUUUAUGAGAACAAAUUCGAGGGUCAAAUUCCAUUGGGCCUUGCAUCAUGCCAGCACCUUAGGGAACUUAUCAUUCCUGGAAAUCUAUUCGUGGAUGUGGUGCCGACAUGGCUGGCUUCGCUACCACGGCUUACUGCAAUUUCUAUGGGUGGCAAUGCCCUAGUUGGCCCGAUCCCACCUGUGCUUGGAAAUCUCACCAUGCUCAGCGCACUUGACAUCGCAGACUCCAACUUAAGCGGAGAUAUUCCUGUGGAAUUGGGAGAACUGAGACAACUCACUUGGCUGCACCUUGCAAACAAUCAGCUAACAGGUCCCUUCCCAAAAUUUCUAGGAAAUUCGACAAAAAUGUCUUCCUUAGAUUUGAGUGUCAAUCAACUGACUGGACCAGUACCGUUAACACUUGGAAAUAACAGGCCUCUUAUCGUUCUCUAUAUUCAAGAGAAUCAUCUCCAAGGGGAUCUUAGUUUCUUGGCCAGCCUUUGCAAUUGUCAACAACUUCAAGUCCUUGUCAUAUCGAAUAAUUCUUUCACUGGGAGUAUCCCUAGCUAUUUUGGUAACCUCUCGACUAACCUGGUAAUAUUUGGAGCAGAUAACAACCGUUUGGUUGGUGGGCUUCCAACAACACUAUCAAAUCUUACCGGUCUUCGUGUGAUAAGCUUUUCCAACAACUAUCUUACCAAAGAAAUACCAGAAUCCAUUCUUAAGUUGGAGAAUCUCCAGGCACUUGUUCUCUCUGGAAAUAGAAUGGCUGGCCAAAUCCCUGUACAAAUUGGUAUGCUGGGAAGUAUCGUACAGUUAAUACUCAGGGACAAUAUGUUAUCUGGCUCCAUACCAGAUGCCAUGGGAAACCUCACCAUGUUAGCUGAGGUUUUAUUAUCUUAUAAUCAUUUAUCUUCGACCAUACCAUCAAGCUUGUUUUAUCACAGGAACCUUAUGAAACUAGAUAUGUCAUAUAACUCCCUAACUGGUACAUUACCUUCUGAUCUUAGCCAUAUGCAAAAUAUGGACUGGAUAGAUCUUUCUAGUAACCUCUUGUCUGGUAGCCUUCCAGGUUCAUUUGGACAGGUUGCCAUAUUAUUAACCUACCUAAAUCUUUCGCACAACUCAUUUAAGGGUUUAGUUCCAAACUCUUUCAGCCAAUUAACCAACUUAGAAACACUGGACCUAUCCUCAAAUAAUCUUUCAGGUACGAUACCAGACUACCUUGUUAACUUCACUUACCUUUCUUCUUUGAACCUCUCCUUCAAUAGGUUAGAAGGGCAAAUACCAAAUGGAGGUGUUUUUUCGAACCUCACCUUACAAUCUUUGAUGGGGAAUGUUGGGCUAUGUGGCGCUCCUCGUCUCGGACUGUCACCGUGCCUGCACAAGUCUAACUUGACUUAUAGUCGACACAUCCACAAGUUUAUACUCCUGGUUGUCAUCAUUGGAGUUGGUGCAUUUGCAGCCACCAUUUACCUAAUGAUCAGAAAGAAAAAUAAGAAACAUUCUUAUGGUACGACUUCUACUAGCAUGACUGAUCUGAUCAGCCAUAGGUUAGUAUCCUACCAUGAGAUUGUUCGUGCCACUGAAAAUUUCAAUGAGGACAACCUACUUGGUAUUGGAAGUUUUGGCAAAGUUUUCAAGGGCCAACUAGAUGAUGGUUUUGUGGUUGCAAUAAAAGUGCUCAAUAUGCAAGUCGAGCAGGCCGUGAGGAGUUUUGAUGCUGAAUGUCAAGUGUUGCGCAUGGCUCGACAUCGCAACUUGAUACAAAUAUUGAAUGCGUGUUCCAGCCUGGAUUUCAAGGCACUGCUUCUUCAGUACAUGCCCAAUGGUAGCAUGGAGACACACUUGCACAACGAAAAUAGGGAACCACUAAGAUUCAUGCAGAGAUUGGACAUUAUGCUUGGCGUGUCAGAGGCAAUGGAGUACCUGCACCAUCAUCAUUUCCAAGUUGUCCUGCACUGCGACCUGAAGCCUAGCAAUGUGUUGUUCGAUGACGACAUGACGGCGCAUGUUGCCGACUUUGGCAUUGCAAAGUUACUUCUACGUGAUGACAACUCCAUGGUUUCAGCAAGUAUGCCGGGGACAAUUGGGUACAUGGCCCCUGAGCUAGCAUUCAUGGGAAAGGCAUCACGAAAGACUGACAUGUUCAGCUUCGGGAUCAUGUUGCUUGAAGUCUUCACAGGGAAGAGGCCCAUGGACGCUAUGUUCGUCGGGGAAUCUAGCCUCAGAUGGUGGGUUUCGCAAGCAUUUCCAGCAAAGCUCGUUGAUGUUUUGGAUGAGAAGCUACAACAGGGUGAAGAAAUGAACCUUGCAUUCCAUCACCAAACAAUUAAUACUUCUUCGUCGACAUCCUCCAUUGCCUGCAAUGGAAACUUUCUUGUGUCGAUAUUCGAACUGGGUCUAGAGUGUUCGGACGACUCUCCUAGUCGGAGGGCAAGCAUGAGCGACGUGGUCGUGAGGCUCAAAAACAUUAAGAAGGAUUACUUUGCUUUCAUGGUGGCAACUCAAAGCGCGCAACAACAUUCAUGAGAUACUGUUUUAGUGCAUCUAUGUAGUGCAUAAUUUUCAGUUUUCCACUAACAAUAUUUAUAUGGUAGUUAUUUUAGGAAAAUAACAAUACACCGGUGGAAAGAGGAUUUUCUGCAACUGGUUGCCGGUGCAAGUAAUAUUCUCUCUCCUCUUCAUUUUUUUUCUGAUUCUCAAAAAAUGUGAAAUGAUUCAGGAAUGUUAGUAAUGCUAUGUAAUGCUUACUUGUAAAGAUUCGUCCAAUAAUGUAAUGAUUUGUGAUUUAGAUAAAAAUGACAAGAUAUAAAUGAAUAGUGUGUUUGUAUCUUGAGUUUGAUUGGAUAAUUCUUGAAAGUUGACAUGCCUUAUGUAUUUGUGUUGGCUUGUGCUCUGCUAUAUAAUGGGGCAGUGAGCACACGCAUAUUCAGUUAUUCACUGAUUACUUGCGCACAUAGGUACACACGAGUAAAAAUUGUUAGCACCAAUCAGGAACCGUAUAGAUGCUUACUGACACUGCCUGUUGUGAUUUACUUCCUGCACGACAAGAGAGUUCUUCAUUCAUGGGUGGCUGACAGGGCAUCUUCAGUUUAAGCUGCCGUUGUCGUUACUAUGUGGCUUGAAUCUGAAUUUGCACUAAAACUGGUAGUGAAGUUCUUAUUUUCGUCUGGUUUAGAUCCCUAGACCUUUGUGUCACAUGUGGAGCGUCAACAAAAGUCCGUGCGUUGUCUAUGAUGUUGCACAAAUGUUAUUUCUGCAGUAAGAAGGUUCCAGAGGGAAUAGCUUCAAAGUUAUUUCUGCAGAAGCUUUUUUCCUUUCAGUAAACAGGAAUGCAAAUGCUCCAUUUGCGGCUUCAGAAGGUGGUGGUGUCUUCAUAAGAAGAUCAUCUGAUCCCCCAUUCGGAACUUCCUUCGGAAUUUUGAAGUCUUUCG
Messenger RNA from Triticum aestivum (bread wheat), 7062 nucleotides. RefSeq lists its product as uncharacterized. The record is from RefSeq and is a predicted model, not a curated record. Gene Ontology annotation, biological process: protein phosphorylation. The coding region runs from base 98 to 6157 and encodes 2019 amino acids. NCBI's taxonomy places the organism in Eukaryota, Viridiplantae, Streptophyta, Magnoliopsida, Poales, Poaceae. Gene Ontology annotation, molecular function: receptor serine/threonine kinase binding; ATP binding; protein kinase activity. The transcript has 12 exons.